Molecule: messenger RNA, 795 nt
Organism: Closterium sp. Naga37s-1
Lineage: Eukaryota; Viridiplantae; Streptophyta; Zygnematophyceae; Desmidiales; Closteriaceae
Source: the annotation of a GenBank genome assembly
AUGGCUCCUCCUGAAUUCUCUUCCGUGGUGCACGCUCCUGCUGCGGGGCUCCAAGAGAAGAAGCCCCUCGAUGCUGCGUCAGAGCCUGUUACUCCGAAGACGCUUUUCAAUGGGCCGUUGGCUCCGCGUGGUGGUGAGGGGAUCAACGAACUGACGGCUCGUACGUCGGCGUUGAGCAUCCGCGACCUGUCGAAGGGGAACAAUGUGAAUGUCAAUGGCAACGAUGUCAAGGCUGCUGGCUCAUCGGCUGGUGACGGAGUGCUUAACAAUGGCAAGGCCAAGGCCACUGACGCUGAAGAUGAGGAUGGUUACCUCAGCGAUGAUCCGGACGAGUGCCAGGACCCUGCGGUGCUGAAUGAGAUCGCGGCACAAGCAGGGGUGGCGAUUGCGCUGCUGGUCCCUUUUGCAUGGAGUAAGGAGAUCCCGUGUAUCAUCGGCACGGUCAAGCACCUGGUGAAGAUGUGGGGGAAACACAUGACGCUGCAGCUGCAGGUCUCCCAGCUCACCUAUGUCUCAUCCUCCCCCCGAGCAGCGGCUUCUAUGAAGCUAUCAUCGGCAGUGAAGACCCUGCUAGCAGACCCGGCGAUAGCCUUCAUCUCCACCGGAGGAGUCCGAGAGGAGUGGUUGUGUGCUCAGGAAGACUGCGGGAAGGCCCAUGGUGCCAGUUUCGAGAAGGCGGUAGAGCACGUGCAGUCUGUUCGCCACGGCAACGGGCUGCUCAAGGCGGGAGCUGCAACACGUCUGAGCAAGGGGAAGCAGAAUCUGGCGCAAGUCAGGAAGGAUUAUGGGGUGUGA